UUCGCUGGUCCGGCCGCGUCCCUAGGUGCCCGAAGCUUCUGGCCCCUCCCCUGCCCUUCCCACGCCCGAAGCCCGCCCCUUUGCGUGCUCGCCGCUCGGUGGAACCGAGUCCGGGUCCGACCACGGACUCGCGCUGCCUGCGCUCAGCCCAGGCUCCUUCCCUGCGCAGCGCGGAGCCUUCCGGGCGCUGCACACCCGGCCCCGGACCGCGCAGCCCAGCCGGCCCCCAGAAGGAGGCUGAGGGGCGCGGGGACGCGCUGGGAAGGAUCGGCGCGGCCGGACCCGCGGCGGCCCGCCGGCCCGGACUGCUCGGCCGCCUCCUGCCCAGAACAUGUCGCCCGAAGAAUGGACAUAUCUAGUGGUUCUUCUUAUCUCCAUCCCCAUCGGCUUCCUCUUUAAGAAAGCUGGACCUGGGCUGAAGAGAUGGGGGGCAGCAGCUGUAGGCCUGGGGCUCACCUUGUUCACCUGUGGCCCUCACACUUUGCAUUCUCUGGUCACCAUCCUCGGGACCUGGGCGCUGAUUCAGGCCCAGCCCUGCUCCUGCCACGCCCUGGCCCUAGCCUGGACCUUCUCGUAUCUGCUCUUCUUCCGGGCGCUCAGCCUGCUGGGCCUGCCCACUCCCACACCCUUCACCAACGCCGUCCAGCUGCUGCUGACACUGAAGCUGGUGAGUCUGGCCAGUGAAGUGCAGGACCUGCACGUGGCCCAGAGGAAGGAAAUGGCCUCAGGCUUCAGCAAGGGGCCCAGCCUGGGGCUGCUGCCGGACGUUCCCUCUCUGAUGGAGACGCUCAGCUAUAGCUACUGCUACGUGGGGAUCAUGACAGGCCCGUUCUUCCGCUACCGCACGUACCUGGACUGGCUGGAGCAGCCCUUUCCCGGGGCCGUGCCCAGCCUGCGGCCCCUGCUGCGCCGCGCCUGGCCGGCCCCGCUCUUCGGCCUGCUCUUCCUGCUCUCCUCCCACCUCUUCCCGCUGGAGGCCGUGCGUGAGGACGCCUUCUACGCCCGCCCGCUGCCCGCCCGCCUCUUCUACAUGAUCCCGGUCUUCUUCGCCUUCCGCAUGCGCUUCUACGUGGCCUGGAUUGCGGCCGAGUGCGGCUGCAUUGCCGCCGGCUUUGGGGCCUACCCCGUGGCCGCCAAAGCCCGGGCCGGGGGCGGCCCCACCCUCCAAUGCCCACCCCCCAGCAGUCCGGAGGAAGCGGCUUCCACGGAGUACGACUUUGAGACCAUCCGCAACAUCGAUUGCUACAGCACUGACUUCUGCGUGCGCGUGCGGGAUGGCAUGCGGUACUGGAACAUGACGGUGCAGUGGUGGCUGGCGCAGUACAUCUACAAGAGCGCGCCUGCCCGCUCCUACGUCUUCAGAUCAUCCUCUCUCCAGAGGCAGAGAAGAAAGAAAACAGUUUUGUGGACUUCCAUGGCGGUCCAGCGGUUAAGACACCGUGCUCCCACUGCCCAGGGCGCGGGUUCGAUCUCUGGCCUGGGAACUCAGAUCCUACAUGCCUCAUGGCAUGGCCAAAAACUACAAAAAAAACCCAAAACAGUUUUGUUAUUCAACCAGAUUUCAAGGCGCAGCGCAAGUAACCCACUGCUGAGAUCACCAAGAUGGAAAGAAAGCUCAUCCCCCUUUUUUUUUUUAACAAUUCAUCCAUUUCAUUUUUAUUUUUUUUUAACUAGGGUAUAACUGAUUUACAAUAUUGUGUUCGUUUCAGGUGUACAGCAAAGUGGAUCUGUUAUACGUAUAGGUAUAUCCACUCUUCUUUUUAGCUUUUUUUCCCAUAUAGAUCAUUACAGAGUAUUGAGUAGAAUCCCCCAUGCAAUACAGUAGGUCCUUAAUAGUUGUGUAGAAAUCUCACCCUCCUUGUAUCCUUCACCACCGCUUAGAGCCCUUUAUGUAGCAUGUUCUCAAGAGACACCGUAACUGGUCCUCGCAUCAGAGGACCCCACAGCACUGUGCGUGCUUUCACGUUCAUGCCGAGUUCGCCUGGUAGUUGGGGUGGCCACCUGUGCUAGUUAAGUGUCUUUAUCUGAAGGAAGAAUAAAACUCCUGUGUCUAUCACGGUUGGUGUUUACAGCUCAGAGCUGACCCCUAGGAUCAACCCUUAUAGCCGCAGGGAGACAAGGCUCUACCUCCCUCCACAUCUACGCUUCAAAGAGAUGGCUCCCAGGCACUUGAGAAAAACGUUCCUGGACUGUAACGCUUUCUAGAGGCCUGUUUCACCUUUUCAAAG
Hippopotamus amphibius kiboko is the source of this 2228-nucleotide messenger RNA. RefSeq names its product membrane bound O-acyltransferase domain containing 7 (gene MBOAT7). Gene Ontology annotation, molecular function: lysophospholipid acyltransferase activity. Bases 332 to 1681 code for a protein of 449 amino acids. The transcript is spliced from 8 exons. The record is from RefSeq and is a predicted model, not a curated record. Gene Ontology annotation, cellular component: mitochondria-associated endoplasmic reticulum membrane contact site; membrane. Lineage: Eukaryota; Metazoa; Chordata; Mammalia; Artiodactyla; Hippopotamidae. Gene Ontology annotation, biological process: lipid modification; phosphatidylinositol biosynthetic process.